Ctenopharyngodon idella (grass carp) is the source of this 1711-nucleotide messenger RNA. Its product is annotated as gastrula zinc finger protein XlCGF8.2DB-like. The record is from RefSeq and is a predicted model, not a curated record. The transcript has 3 exons. Lineage: Eukaryota; Metazoa; Chordata; Actinopteri; Cypriniformes; Xenocyprididae. The coding region runs from base 237 to 1271 and encodes 344 amino acids. Gene Ontology annotation, molecular function: DNA-binding transcription factor activity, RNA polymerase II-specific; RNA polymerase II cis-regulatory region sequence-specific DNA binding. Gene Ontology annotation, biological process: regulation of transcription by RNA polymerase II. Gene Ontology annotation, cellular component: nucleus.
UGUUUUAUUAUUUGCACUUUAAUUUCUAUCGACUUUUGUAUUUUAGUAUGAAAAGGGCUUUUAUUUUGGUCUGGUGUUCUGGCGUCAUACGGCGGCGCCGCGCUUCUGCAUCUGUUGUGAUUCGGCUCAAGAAAGUGCGCUGAACUACAGAGCUGAUUGAGAAGCAACCAGAGAUUUAGUUUGGAUUUAUUUUAUUUUCUGUUAAUUAUUGUCACCCCCAACACACUAUUAUAAAGAUGGCAUUUAUUAAAGAGGAGAGUUUAGACUUCAGGAUUGAAGAAACAUUCACAGUGAAACAAGAAGAUACUGAGGAACAAACAAAGAUGGCAUUCAUUAAAGAGGAGAGUGAAGACAUGAAGAUUGAAGAAACUUUCACAGUGAAACGAGAAGAAACUGAGGAACAAACAGACCUGGCAGCGCUGAAAGAGGAGAGUGAAGUACUGAAUGAAAAGGAAGAGAAAGAUCAGUAUGAGGAACAUAAUGAUUUCACAACUGAAGACAAAUCUUUUAGUUGCUCACAGACUGAAAAGACUUCCUCACGGAAAAGAGCUAAAAAAACACAAACUAACUUAACCUGCCACCAGUGUGGAAGGAGUUUCAAGAAAAAAGGAAGCCUAAAAAACCACAUGAGCGUUCAUAACAGAGAGAAGCCUUACACCUGCCCUCGGUGUGGAAAAGGUUUCACGCAAACAGGAAGCUUUAACAGGCACAUGAGACUUCACAAUGGAGAGAAGCCUUACACCUGCGAAAUGUGUGGGAAGAGUUUCACAACAGAACUAAACCUAAGGUAUCACUGGAACAGUCACACUGGAGAGAAGCCGUAUAAAUGUGAUCAGUGUGGAAAGAGUUUGAGACACAAAGUAACCCUUAAACAGCACAUGAGGCUUCACUCAAGAGAGAACUGUUUUACAUGUCAUCAGUGUGAAACGACUUUUACAGACAGGAAACACCUUGAGAAUCACGUGAUAAGUCACACGGGAGAGAAGCCGUUCAUGUGCUAUCAGUGUGGAAAGGGUUUUACACUUAAAGGAAACCUUCAGACUCACUUGAGAGUUCACACUGGAGAGAAGCCUUUCACCUGCCCUCAGUGUGGAAAGAGCUUCACGCUUAAUGGAAACCUUCAGACUCACAUGAGAGUUCACACCGGAGAGAGGCCUUUCACGUGUCUUCAGUGUGAAGAAACUUUCACGUAUAAAAGAGACCUGAAGCGUCACUGGCAAACACGUUGUGGAAAUACAUCGCAGUGUUCCUCGCCAUUGCAAGAUGCUUAGAAAAAGGUGCAAAUUCAAAGUCAUUUGUGCAUUCAUUCUGGAAGAAGGAAAUUAAAUUUGGAUCAGUGUAAUUAAUAAAUGCUUUUGUCAUCAUACUUAAGCCUGGGACACACCAAACUGACAUCAAAGCCGACUGUGUUGUCGCCUCUCGUUGGCUUGAACACACCGAAAGGACUAAAGGCGAGUGUCAACUAGAGCUGCAAGAUUCUGGAUAAAAUGAGAAUCACAAUUUUUUUUUUUUUUUUUUUUUGGACUUCAAACAGAGAUUGUGAUUCUCCCACGAUUCUGAAUAUAAAACUAAACAAAAUAACAUGUAUUUACUAGAGGUUCUGACAAAAUAUUUAUUGCUGGAAAAAUAAUUAAUUUGAAUGAUUUUUUUUUAUAAAAUGGUUCUGAAUGAAUUUAAUGACUCAAUAAUAAAUACUUGUUUCAUUACUGGA